GUGUGACCUUUGAGGACAUUGCCGUGUACUUCUCCUGGAAGGAGUGGAGGCUUCUUGAUGAGGCUCAGAGACAGCUGUACCACCAUGUGAUGCUGGAGAACUUUACACUUAUAUCCUCACUGGACGUGUGGCGCCUUCUAGAAGGUCUCUGAGGUGGUAAGUACCUUUAGCUUUUCCUGACGUGUGAGGAGACCUAUGCUCUGGACCUCCGGGGUGGACGACGCCCCUCCUGAGACCGCCAGAGCUCCGGGAGCCGCCCCACCCGGAAGAGCCCGGCCCGCGGACGCGGCGAGCAGCCAAUGAGGGAACAGCACACGGCGUUUCCAGGCGAGCGCAAGCCCCGGGGGCGGGACUUCCGGUCUCAUCCGCCAGGAGGUCUCUCUGCCUCAGGUUGGGUCUGUUUGUCCCGUAAGCUGCCGGAGCGCGCGUCAGGCUCCGGUGACCGGCCGUGAAGACGCGAGGGGAGGCGCUGUCCUCGCCGCACGCGGUCGAGUCCGGGUGUCCGCCCACCUCCGGCCUCGCUCGGCCCAGCGAGUCCGAUGGCGGCGGCCGCGCGCAGGGGCCCGGCUCCGGUAAGCGUCGUCCCCGCACCCAGACCCCCGCGGCCCAGGCCCCGGCGUCCGGGACAGGCGGGCGGCGGCGGGCGGGGGCCCCGUGCGGGAGCGGGCUCCGGGCCGAGGGCGGCCGGGGCCGAGGCGGGAGGGGGCCGCGCCAGCGGCGGGCAACAGCAGCUCGCCGUCCUUCCUGUCGGGAGCGCAGUGCCGCGCGGCCGUGAGGCCCGUCCCCUCGCUGCCCGAGAAGCCCGUCUCUCCUGGCGGGCGUGAGGUGGGCUCGGCCGGGUGUGAAUAGGCGUUCUCCGGCCGCCAGAGGGGAGAGCCCGCCGCGGGGCUAAGCGAGGAGGCAAUGGCAGGAGUCGGUGGCACUGUCCGCGGACUGCUGCUCGGCCCGCCUCGGAUGUCGGAGGACUGGUGGACUCCUGGGGUACGUUCUGAGAAGGGCUACGGCAAAGGGUGGGUGUUGCAGGUGAGGAGAGAAGGGGGAGCGAGGGAGGCCCCGGGGCUUCGGGUCCGUGACCCUAAGAACGAAGCAAGAGCGGACAGUUAUUUUACCCGCACGAACGGGUUUCUGUGGAGACGGAAGAGAAGUGCAGUUUGGAACGGAGAAGCGGAGUCCAAGCAGUAGGUCGGCGCGGAGGGCAAGAGGGGUGGUCUUUUUUCAGGGGAAAGGGGUGAAGUCGGGAAGGUGUUGUAAACGUAAGUCCCCUGGAGGCAACGGGAAGUGCUGGUACAGUGGCUUCUCAUUGGCUGAGCCGUUGGGUGGGGCGCUCAGGACAGACUGUCUUUUUGGGUCUGUGCUUGUGAAGAAGUAUCCCCAUAUAAGGUCAAGUCCGUCUCUGUGGGUUGCGUCUGCAGUUGAUCACUGGCAGUGCCUGAGAGCUCCCUGUGCCUCAACCUCCCGACUCCAUUUCCGUGAGGUUUCCCAUCACUGAUUUUCACAGGUCCUGGCAGCUGAAGGGACGGAAGCGCCCAUCAGCCUGAUGGAAGUUAGCAGUCGGUUGCGUAUCCUUGGGGAUGUCCUACCUUGUUUUGACAUUGUUAAGCGACUUAGAUGUUCGGAGAAGUGUGAGUGAUGGUGCCAAGUGGGCAGCUGGACAAGAUGUUUUGGGAAACUGGGGGAAGGUUUCAGGAUGGAGGGUUUGAAAAGUGAUGGCUGCUGUGUGGCCCGGGUGGAGAUCUGGAUCACAACUAGGAAGGGAAUGCAGAGUAUCAUGGUAAUACUGCUAGUAGGUCAGAGGGUCCUAGUAAAGUCUGCUGAAGAGUGGUUUUCUUCCUCAGCAUGUGCUUGGGGUUGCUGGGCAUUGUGAACACAGGUGAAGGAGAGAGAAUGAUCUGGCAGAAACAUGGGCAAGCCUUCCCUGGGAUGAUGGGACAAGAGGUAGCUGAGGACAACUAGGAGUUUUGUGGGGUUUGUUUUGUUUUUUAAUUUCUUUGUUUAAGUAGGCUCCAUUCCCAGUGUGGAGCCCAGCAUGAGUCUUGAACGCAUGACUCUGAGAUCAAGACCUGUGCUGAGAUCAAGAGUCAGAUGCUGAACCCAGGUGGUGUGACCUUUGAGGACAUUGCCGUGUACUUCUCCUGGAAGGAGUGGAAGCUUCUUGAUGAGACUCAGAGACGGCUCUACCACCAUGUGAUGCUGGAGAACUUUACACUUAUAUCCUCACUGGGUUGUUGCUGUGGAGCAGAGGAUGAGGAGGCACCCUUUGCCCAGAGCACUUCUGUAGGCGUGUCACAGACCAGGACGCCCAAGGCAGCUCAGUCUUCCCGGAAGACCCACCCCUGUGAGAUGUGUGGUCCAGUCUUGAGAGGCAUUUUCCACUUGGCUGCGCACCAGGGAAAAGAAAACAGCCAGAGACUGUUGAGGUGUGGGGCCUGUGGGAAACGAUUUUAUUUCAUUACUGACUUCAGAAAACAUGAGAAACAGCACAUGGGAGAGAAACCCUUCAGAAGCCGUGUGGACAGGGCCUCUGUUGUGAAGAGCUGGGGAUUCCAUGGUGCAGGAAAGCCCCUUACCUGUGGAGAAGUUCAGAAGGACUUCCUGUCUGGCUCGGGGCAUCUGCAGCAAGAGGCCACUCGUACUGGGGAGAAGCCACACACGAUCACCCAGUGCAGGGCAACUUUACAAAGCAGAAAAAGUCAUGACACCUGGGGAGAAUGCAAGAACGCCUUUGGUCCCAAACACACACAUAGUCAGGACCAGGGUGUCCACUUUGGAAGACAGUCCUUUGUGUGCAGUGAAUGCGGGAAAGCAUUCAGGUACAAAUCUUUAUUUGCCAUACACCAGAGAUACCAUACUGGAAAAACAUACGAGUUUGGUCAAUGUGGAAAAUCCCUUAGGCAGACACCAACCCUGAAUGAACAUGGAAAGACUCACAGUGCAUCCAGACAGUACACGUGCAGCAAAUGUGGGAAAUCCUUAGGCCGUAAAUCUGUCCUCAUUGAGCCCCAGGGAUGGCACAGUGAGGUGAAGAGUUAUGUUUGCAGUGGUUGUGCAAAAGCUGUGAGCUGUAGCUCAGUGUUGAUUACUCAUAGGGUUGAGUCUGGAGAAGGGUUUUAUAAGUGUCGUGGCUGUGCAAAAUCUUUUCCCUCUAUGUCUGCCCUCUCAUAUCAUCAGAGAUCUCAUGCAGGGAAAAGACGGUAUGAGUGCAGUGAUUGUGGGAAAUCUUUUACCAGUAGUUCUGCCCUCCGUUCUCACCAGAUAGUUCACACUGGUCAAAAGCCUUAUAAAUGCAGUGCAUGUGGGAAAUCCUUUGUUCGUAAUUCUUCCCUACGUUAUCACCAGGCAAUUCAUAGUGGAGAAAGGCCGUUUGAGUGUAACGAAUGUGGCAAGUCUUUUAUGAGUAGUAAUGGCCUCCGUUAUCACCAUAAUGUUCACAACGGAGUGAAGCCUUAUAAGUGCCAUGAAUGUGGCAAAUCUUUUAUGAGUAGUUCUUGCCUUCGUUGUCAUCAGACCACUCACACUGGAGAAAAGCCUUAUAAGUGUGACGAGUGUGGGAAAUCCCUUGCUAGUAGUUAUUCCCUUCGUUCCCACCAGAGACUUCAUACUGGAGAAAGGCCUUAUGUGUGUAUUGAAUGUGGGAAAUCCUUUCUCCAUAAAGUUACCCUUAGUAAACACAUAAAGCUUCACUCAGGUGAACGGCCUUAUGAGUGUAAUGAAUGUGGGAAAUCUUUUACUACUAGAUAUACCCUCCGUUAUCACCAGCGAAUUCAUACUGGACAAAAGCCUUAUCAGUGCACUGAAUGUGGGAAAUCUUGUACUACUAGUUCUGACCUCCGUAGUCACCAGAGAGUUCACACUGGAGAAAGGCCUUAUGAGUGCAGUGAAUGUGGGAAAUCUUUUACUCGUAAUUCUGCCUUCCGUUAUCACCAGAGACUUCACACUGGAGAAAGGCCUUAUGAGUGCUGUGAAUGUGGGAAAUCUUAUACUAGUAGUGCUGCCCUCCGUUCACACCAGAGUGUUCACACUGGACAAAAGCCUUAUGAAUGCUGUGAAUGUGGGAAAACUUUUACCACUAGUUCUGCCCUCCGUUAUCACCAGAGAUUUCACACUGGACAAAAGCCUUAUAAGUGCAGUGAAUGUGGCAAAUCUUUUACCACUAGUAAACAGCUCCGUGUUCACCAGGUAGUUCACAGUGGAGAGAGGCCUUAUGAAUGCCCUGAAUGUAGCAAAUCCUUUUCACGAAAACAUACACUCAAUACACACAAAAAGCUUCACUCAGGUGAACGACCUUAUGAGUGUAAUGAAUGUGGGAAAUCAUUUACUGUUAGUUCUACCCUCCGUUUGCACCAGAGAGUUCAUACUGGAGAAAGACCUUAUGUGUGUAAUGAAUGUGGGAAGUCUUUUACUGGUAGUUCUGCCCUCCGUUCGCACCAGAGUGUUCACACUGGAGAAAGGCCUUAUGAGUGCCGUGAAUGUGGGAAAUCUUUUAUCAGUCAUAAUGGUUUUAGAUACCAUUGCAGUCUUCACACUGCAGGAAAGAUUUAAAAUAGUACAGAAGGUGAUACUUCCUUGCUUAGUAUAGUUUAGGCUGGAGGACAACCUCUGAGGCAGCCACCUACCUGACUCGAACGUGGUUCACCUGAAUGUCCACUGUGGAGUGACUUCCCAUAAGUUCCAGCUAUUUUCAGAAAAACUCAGAACCUGCAUUGUGCUCUCUGGUGUGCAUGCAGUCAUUGCAAGAUGGAAGCCCCUGUCAGUAUCUGGCAGAUGUCCUUUCACCUCUGCCACCUGGCGGUUCCCAAUAGUGUGCAUAAGUCACCACCCCAACAUGGUUAAUGAUGCCAACCUGUCUGCUUUCUCAUUUGCGCAUCUGAAUUAUGGGUAAUUGGAACUCCUCAUUUCGUUCUAAGUUAGGGCAUGGAUGUGACCCAGUGUUGGUCCACAGUGGGUGAUCUGAGUUCUGGGUGGUGACUUGCACAGGAAGACUAAAUCCCAUGGGGAUGUUGUUGGUCUCGUGAUGCUUUGAUGACUGUUUGCAACUCCCAGGUCACCACACAGGAAUUGUGUGCCACGUGUUGCUCUGGUUGAUGCAUUAGUAAACGCCAUCUUGGUUUAGUUACCUUUAAUCUUGUACAUUGUGUGCAUUCUAGGGGGUGGUUUGAAAGCAGGAUUGGGCUCUCCCAACAUGAGGGAACGAGUAGAUUGCGCAUCCCAGACUUGCUGUGUCUGAGAGGAUAAUUGCAAAUAAAUAAAAAAUACGGAUAUACAUAUAUACAUAAAUAAUCCAGCUUCUGUGUUAAUUUGCAGUAUAACCCAAUACCUUUGUGAUGGGCUGAAUUGUACCCCAAAUCCAUAUUUUGAAGUUUUAACCCCCAGUCCCUCACAAUGUUACAGUAGUUAGGUAUAGCAUCUUUAAAGCGAUCAUGAAGUUGAAAUGCGUUAUUAGGAUGGACUCAUGUAGAAUGGCUGGCACCGUGAUAGGGAGAUGAGGAUACAGGCACACACAGAUGACCAUGUAAAGACAGGGAAUCCCCAUCUACAAGCCAAGGAGAGAGGCCUCAGAAGAAACUAACCCUGCUGACACUUUAUGUUUGAUGUUGAGACUCCUCAAGUUUGGGGGGAAAUAAAUUUGUUGUCUAA
This is a messenger RNA of Mirounga angustirostris (Northern elephant seal), 5634 nucleotides long. RefSeq names its product oocyte zinc finger protein XlCOF6-like. Gene Ontology annotation, biological process: regulation of transcription by RNA polymerase II. The record is from RefSeq and is a predicted model, not a curated record. The coding region runs from base 2083 to 4539 and encodes 818 amino acids. Gene Ontology annotation, molecular function: RNA polymerase II cis-regulatory region sequence-specific DNA binding; DNA-binding transcription factor activity. The transcript is spliced from 4 exons. Lineage: Eukaryota; Metazoa; Chordata; Mammalia; Carnivora; Phocidae.